GCCACGGAAUAGAGAACGAACAAUGGAGAGCGUUGAAAGUAGUCAAUCCCCAGAGGCAGCUUUGCGGCCUAGAAGGCGGGUAAAGCAGGCUUGUACGGAGUGUAGACAGCAAAAGGCGCGCUGCGAUGGUUAUCUUAGCCAGCCAUGCUCAAGAUGCAGGAAACUGGCGGUAAGAUGUGUCAUGUCCGAUCCAUUCAAGCGGGAGAACAAAAGACAGAAGAUUGCACAACUUGAGGAAGAGGCUCGCAGACUUCGGCAAAGACUUGCAUUUGAAAGUGGCGAAAGCACAACUCAAAGGAAUGAGACCAAACGUCAGACCUCAGCCUUUGAUAUACUGACGGCUGCUGCGGCUGGAUUUGGAGGCGAUCUCCAGUCAAGAGAGGCUGUCAGCUCAGGAGAGCCCUCUGGGCAUCCAAUUCAUGGAGAAUCUGCAGUCUCUCCGGCUUAUAAAGUUUCUGAAGCCUCCAACUGUCGAGUUCAGAGCCAAACUCGACAAGGAGAAGUUUCCGCGGUUUCUACGCUGCCCCGCUCACUUGACAGUAUAACUCUGAGCACGAAAGCUAUUGACGAGUUAUUUUACCUUUACUUUCAUUAUCUUUCUCAUUAUAUUCCAAUUUUGGACUCCUCAGUUUCGCCUAACACCUACUACUCAGAAUCACCUUUUCUUUUCUGGGUGAUUAUUGCGGUCGCAUCAAGGAUGUACAAUGCUGACAGCAAUUUGUUACAUGCUCUUGCCCCAAAAGUUCUUGACAUGGCGGCGAUGUUGAUCAAGUCUCGAAAGGCCGCACUUCAUACCAUUCGUGGUCUCCUGCUUCUUUUAACUUGGCCGAUGCCCAAAGGCGCUCAGAAUGAUGAAGCUUCUUUCCCACUAGUAGGGGCUCUCUGGCAUAUGGCAAUGCACAAUGGCUUGCACAUGCCUUUCUCGUCUCACGACCCCAGAAUCAAGUUAGGUGAGGCUGAGCUUAAGCAACGUGCAGAGCUGUGGAUAUUUUGUACGAUCACAUAUCAGCGCUCAUGCAGCUUGGUCGGCCAAUCACCGGUGCUUCCUAACUCACGGAAACAAAAGGCCCUAGUCGCAUAUCUACCGGCGCCCCUGAAGCUUCUUUGGAAAUUACAUAGUAUUUACACAUCAUGCUGUGCUGCUCUACUUGAAAAUGGUUUAGAAGAUAUGACAGGAGAUCAAGAGCGAGCAAUGGAUAUUAUACUCCGAAUAUUUGAGAGUCAAAUCACAGAUACGGAAGAUGAGAUAUCAUCAGAUAUGGACCGAGUAUAUUACGAUAUAGCCCUGCUCACCGUCCAAGUCUUUCACUUCUUUAAAAAUCCACCCGAAACUACCCAAUCACCGCCAAUACCACUCAUCAGCCUGUUCAACACCUCCUGCCGUCUGAUAGAUGAUAUUUCGUCUAUUGAUCAGGAAAAUAUCUUCAUCCCUAAAACAAUGACGCAGUACUUCCGUCUAGCAAUAAUCACCGCAGCAUGCAGCUUGCUAAGAAUUGUUCGCGGAGUUUCUGCACAUUUCUUUGACACCGACGCUGCAAGAACAUACGUCUUCAAAGUAGUCGACUUGCUUAAAUCGGCUUCAAGCGCAAGCGAAGACAGUUAUCGCUAUUCAAUCUCAUUGUCACAGUUGUGGAAUAGUCAAAAGGCGUUCAAAAAGCCUGAUGGCUCGCCAUAUACCACGCUCAGAAUCCGAGCCCGUCUGGCACUGAGUCCAGUAUAUGAUGCAGUUUGGUGGUGGAGAGAGGAAUUUGGAAGGCCCGCUGGCGACACCGGAAUCUAUCUGCGUAACGAUGCACCUUCGCCGGGUUCUACGGCGGGACGCCCAAAUGCUCUACAACUCAUGGGGUCGCCUUCCAUUCAUUCUGCAUCAUAUCUCGAGCCACAAACAUUCUCAGCAUUAUCUGCCAAUGACCCUUUCCUCUCAGACUUUGGUUUUGGCCCAUAUGAUUUCGCAUUUGACAGUGCAGCUUUUUUCCCGCUCGACAUGCCGUAUGAGCUCACGUCAGGACCUUUUCCAUUAGACGCCAACGGCGUGGCCAUGUGA
This is a messenger RNA of Xylona heveae TC161, 2044 nucleotides long. RefSeq lists its product as hypothetical. The transcript is spliced from 8 exons. The coding region runs from base 23 to 2044 and encodes 673 amino acids. Lineage: Eukaryota; Fungi; Ascomycota; Xylonomycetes; Xylonales; Xylonaceae. Gene Ontology annotation, biological process: DNA-templated transcription; regulation of DNA-templated transcription. The record is from RefSeq and is a predicted model, not a curated record. Gene Ontology annotation, cellular component: nucleus. Gene Ontology annotation, molecular function: transcription cis-regulatory region binding; DNA-binding transcription factor activity, RNA polymerase II-specific; zinc ion binding.